CGUUUUGCGUGCGCGCCGCGAGCCACCACUCCAGUCCGAUUUGGCAGCAGUCGUCGUCGUCGUCUCCCUUCCUCGGUUGCUCCUCCUCCUCUGCCUCUCCUCCCGCCGCCACCGCCGCCGCGGUGAAACCCUAGACCCCCGCGAGCAAGCGCGAGACCCGUUAGCGAGCUUUAGGGCAAAUGGAGUGCGGCAUCGCCUCGCACGGCGCCCUCCUCGCCGCCGCGCCGCUCGCCGGACGGCGGCCCUUGCGGCUACCCCUCUCUCCGCCGCUCUCGCCGCCGUCUAUUCAGAUUCAGAAUCGACUUUAUUCGAUGUCAAUGCUUCCGCUAAAAGCCCGAAACAUGGGAAGAUGCGAUGCUUCUCUAGCAAGUAACUACAUGCAGACAUCCGAAUUUGCUGAUUUGGAUUGGGAGAACCUUGGUUUUGGACUUGUGCAAACUGACUUUAUGUAUAUCGCAAAAUGUGGGCCAGAUGGGAACUUUGAUAAGGGUGAAAUGGUGCCAUUUGGGCCCAUAGCGCUGAACCCAUCUUCCGGAGUCCUGAAUUAUGGACAGGGAUUGUUUGAAGGCCUAAAAGCAUAUAGGAAAAGUGAUGGUUCCAUCCUGUUAUUUCGCCCACAGGAAAAUGCAGCAAGGAUGCAAACUGGUGCAGAGAGAAUGUGCAUGCCUGCACCUCCAGUCGACCAAUUUGUGGAUGCAGUUAAACAAACCGUUUUAGCAAACAAGAGAUGGGUGCCUCCUACCGGUAAAGGUUCUUUGUAUAUUAGGCCGCUACUUGUGGGAAGUGGGGCUGUUCUUGGUCUUGCACCUGCUCCUGAGUAUACAUUCAUUAUUUUUGCCUCCCCUGUUGGGAACUACUUUAAGGAAGGUUUAGCUCCAAUAAAUUUGAUAGUCGAAGACAAGUUUCACCGGGCCACCCCUGGUGGAACUGGAGGUGUGAAGACCAUUGGAAAUUAUGCCUCGGUGUUGAUGGCACAGAAGAUUGCAAAGGAGAAAGGCUAUUCUGACGUUCUCUACUUGGAUGCUGUCCACAAAAAGUAUCUUGAAGAAGUAUCUUCAUGUAAUAUUUUUGUUGUGAAGGGCAAUGUUAUUUCAACUCCAGCAAUUAAAGGAACAAUAUUGCCCGGAAUCACAAGGAAAAGUAUAAUUGAUGUUGCUGUGAGCAAAGGCUUCCAGGUUGAGGAGCGCCUCAUUUCAGUGGACGAGCUGCUCGAUGCGGAUGAAGUGUUCUGCACAGGAACCGCUGUCGUGGUGUCUCCUGUGGGGAGUAUCACAUAUCAAGGGAAAAGGAUAGAGUACGCCGGCAACCAUGGAGUCGGCGCCGUGUCCCAGCAACUCUACACCGCGCUGACAAGCCUACAGAUGGGGCAGGCGGAGGACAGCAUGGGCUGGACCGUGCAACUGAAUUAGCAUCAGAACCAUCCAUACCAUCUUCGUGUAGAUGGUCUCCAUCUUGAUUAAACGUGAUCAGAUGUUCGCAGGGAGUGCAGGCAAGCGUGGUCAUGAGCGUGUGCCUUCAGUUUUGUUGGCUCUGUCCAAGUGGCGCCCCCACUGCACAUCUGCGGAUGGUUGCGUGUAAAUUGCGUAACCGUUCUGCGAGCGCGCCCCUUUAUUUUCUUGGGAUUUUUUUCAAGGUUUUAGUCUGGUCGAUGCCGUGGCCGUCUGGCCGUGAUAUGUAAAGUAGGAUGAGUUCUCACUUGUUUUUGUUGAAUUUCCUUGGUUUAUGUUGAUGGUAACGAUAAUAAAGAGGUUCGUGUGUUCCCUGGAUGUAA
This is a messenger RNA of Brachypodium distachyon (stiff brome), 1771 nucleotides long. Its product is annotated as branched-chain amino acid aminotransferase 2, chloroplastic. Gene Ontology annotation, cellular component: chloroplast. The coding region runs from base 180 to 1409 and encodes 409 amino acids. NCBI's taxonomy places the organism in Eukaryota, Viridiplantae, Streptophyta, Magnoliopsida, Poales, Poaceae. Gene Ontology annotation, biological process: branched-chain amino acid metabolic process. The record is from RefSeq and is a predicted model, not a curated record. The transcript is spliced from 10 exons. Gene Ontology annotation, molecular function: branched-chain-amino-acid:2-oxoglutarate transaminase activity.